UUCCUCAACUUCUAGCCCGGCGAGUCCUUCGGUGGAAACAUCAGAUAACCCAGUGUGGUUUUGCUCUAAUACAAAUAAGCAAUACGGAUCCAAAUAGUACCCCAUAGGGACAGGGAUUUGGAGAUGGAAAUCACUUCCUGUGAAGGUUAGUAGCGUUUAGAGAAGACUUUGAAAUACAGCCAAUUACAAAGUGUAACAAGUCUAUAGGCCUAUCGGUCUUAGCAAGAGACAACAAAGGGUGUGUCACUUGCUUUGAUUAUCUCAACUUCUAUAUAAAAGAUGACAAAAAUAUAAGAUAGCCAGUGAGGAACGUAACUUCACUCUAACUAUAGUUAGAAUUAUCUCCUACUGACCUGCUAAUAGACUAUCUCACUGACCAUGAAUUGCUUGGUUUUCCUAGUUUUCCUUUGCCUGGUCCAGCUCUCCUAUUCCCAAAAUGGAGGAGCUAGUCUCCUUGCUUCGUACCUCAAGCAAGAACAGCAAGAAGCACUAGCUGUACAACAAGCUCGAGUCAAUCAAAUUCAACAGGCUCCUCAACAAGUUCCAGUACAACCUCAGCCAACACACAGGCCCCAGAAUUACCACCCCCCAGCCCCGGUACACUUUGUGAAGAUUGGGACCAAACUUGAAGGCGACUACGACUUCGGAUACGACACGGGCAUGGGUUCUGCAGGCCAGAGUUUCCGAAAGGAGAAACGCCUUCCAGAUGGCACUGUUGAGGGAGCCUACGGUUAUGUCGAUACCGAUGGCAAAAAAAGAAUUGUCAGAUAUAGAGCUGACAAACACGGUUUUAAGGCUUCUGGCGAUCUUGAUCCAGAGGGCGUUCCUAGGGGCACGGCCCCUGGUCCUCAACACAUCUCCCAACAGCAGGCAGCCCGUCACGCUGCCCCACAACCACAUUAUGGACCUCCGGCACAACAGCAGUAUGGUAGGCCUCCCCCGCAGUACUCUCCCCAGAAUCAAUACAGAGGUGCUCCCCCACAGCAAGCCCCAACUCAAUACAGGAGAGUCGAGAACAAUAACAGACCUGUUUUUGAUCCAUCGACUCUUUCUUAUAACAUCGGAAUACGACAAUCUUAGUUAGCUUUACUACUUGGUGUCCACGAGCUCUAAAACAAACUUUUCCUGUUUCGCAAAUAUUAAAGCGUGGUUCAUAUGCACAAGUGCUGGAAAUAUUAAAUUUAAAAAUUGUCACAUCCCUAGGUUAACGUCACAGGUUGAACUACAAACGUCGAUUUGUUGAAACUUUUCAAGCUGAAACUAUUUUGUUCUUGGCUGAAAAUAAUGCUCUUGAUACUUCAGUGUUUCAAACGUACCGAGAAUUCACCAGGAUUUUAUCGAUGAUUAGGUUUAAAGGGUUGCUUAUAAAUUGUUGAGAUAAGUAUCAGUUUGUCAUCCAUAUUGGUAAGUUUUAACAACUGUUGAGUAUUUUUUCAGGCAACACCUGACAAGACCAAAUUAUCAUAUGCUGUAAAAAAAAAAGCCAAGAAGUUCGAGCCUGGAAUCAAAGUUAGCUAUUUUAUCAAGCUUUCUGACCCUCUUUUUAAUUUCACUUGCUCAAGUUGGUAAUGUUAACUACGUCAACUCCACUCAGAAUUUUCAAGUAUCGUCCCCUAGC
Limulus polyphemus (Atlantic horseshoe crab) is the source of this 1618-nucleotide messenger RNA. Its product is annotated as endocuticle structural glycoprotein SgAbd-1-like. Gene Ontology annotation, molecular function: structural constituent of chitin-based larval cuticle. The record is from RefSeq and is a predicted model, not a curated record. Bases 379 to 1080 code for a protein of 233 amino acids. Lineage: Eukaryota; Metazoa; Arthropoda; Merostomata; Xiphosura; Limulidae. The transcript is spliced from 3 exons. Gene Ontology annotation, cellular component: chitin-based extracellular matrix.